This is a messenger RNA of Achroia grisella, 885 nucleotides long. RefSeq names its product transmembrane protein 64. The record is from RefSeq and is a predicted model, not a curated record. Lineage: Eukaryota; Metazoa; Arthropoda; Insecta; Lepidoptera; Pyralidae.
AUGAAACUGCAACGAGCAGUCUCAAAUAAAUUGUUUUUAAUUCAUCUAUAAAUAACAAUGGAAAUAAUAGACGUCGAAGAAUGUCAUCAGCCUGACCCGAACGCGGUUACAAGAAAAAAAGGUCUAUGGUCAAAAAUCAACAAUAGAACGAUAUACAGUUAUUUGUUUAACAUUGUUGUAUCACUUUUGUUGCUCACAUGUUUGGUGUUGGUGCUGUACUUCUUCAAGGAGUAUCUGAACACGAUUUUGUUGUGGGUGGACGCGCAGGAUCCGUGGAUAAUAUUUUUAUUAUGUAUAGGACUAUUUUUACUAGUGAGUUUCCCAGUGACUAUCGGAUAUUUAGUGUUAAUUAUAACUAGUGGUUAUUUAUUUGGUAUACUGAAAGGACUGGGUACAGUUUUGGUGAGUGCAAACUUUGGUGUGGCGAUAGCGCAUUACACAUUAAGAGCGUUGCGGCAAUAUUUACCUAUAGACUGGCUUCUCAAUAAUGAGACGGCCAGAGCACUGCUUAAAGUGAUAUCUGGCCCUCAAGCCUUCAAGAUAGUCUUCUUUGCAAGGCUUACUCCAAUACCGUUUGGAUUACAAAAUACAAUUUUUGCUGUAAGCGACGUCGGUGGUUGUGGCUACCACUUAGCGUCGAUGCUGGGUUUGCUACCAGCGCAGGUGAUUAACGUCUACCUUGGUUCCACGCUGCGGUCCAUGAAUGACGUGCUGCACGAAUCCCAUCUUACAGGGUACAUAGUGUUCGCGUGCCAGAUUCUCAUCGGCAUUACCCUCAUGGUGUGGGUCGUCCAGAAGGCCCGCAAAGAGCUCACGAUCGCAAUAAUGACGGCGGAAAUGGGCCCCGAGCCGAUAUCUACCUCGAGCAGUUCCUCCAUCAGCUAG